AUGGGAGAACUCCAGGAGCGGAAGCCACCUGCGUGUACAGCCGCGCGGCCGCGCGUGCUGCUCCUGUGCAGCCCGUGCAUGGGUCACCUCAUCCCCUUCGCCGAGCUCGCGCGCCGCCUCGUGGCCGACCACGGCCUCGCCGCCACGCUCCUCUUCGCCUCGGCUACAUCCGCGCCCUCGGAGCAGUAUCUCGCCGUGGCCGCCGCCGUUCCCGACGCCAUCGACCUCGUCGCGCUGCCGGCACCGCCGCCAGUUGCUGUGCUGCCUCCCUCCGCGCCCACGCGCGAGCGCGUCGAACUUGCCGUCGUCUCCAACGUGCCACGCAUCCGGGAGAUCGCGCGGGAGCUGGGCGCGGCCGCGCCGCUCGUCGCGCUCGUGGUGGACAUGGUCGGCGUGGUGGCGCGCGACGUCGCGGCGGAGCUGGGCGUCCCGCUCUACAUGUUCUUCACGUCCCCGUGGAUGACGCUUUCCCUGCUCCUGCACCUCCCCGAGAUGGAUGCCACUCGCGCCGGGGAGCACCGGGACGCCACGGAGCCGAUCCGCCUCCCCGGCUGCGUGCCCAUCCAUGCUCAUGACCUGCCGACGUCCAUGCUCGCCGACCGGAGCAGCAACACGUACGCCGGAUUCUUGUCCAUGGCCAAGGAUGCCGCAAGAGUCGAUGGCAUUCUUGUGAACACGUUCGAUGAACUUGAGCCCGCGGUGGGCGAGGGUCUGGACGGUCUGCAGCUGCAGCUGCCUGUCCACACGGUUGGGCCAUUGGUUUGGACCAGACCGGCCGGCGUGGACAUGGACCACAGGUGCAUGAGCUGGCUAGACCAGCAGCCACGUGGCUCCGUGGUGUAUGUAUCAUUUGGCAGUGGUGGCACGCUGACAUGGCAGCAGACGGCUGAGCUGGCGCUUGGGCUGGAGCUUAGUCAGUGUAGAUUCAUUUGGGUUGUCAAGAGACCACACCAAAGUUCAACAAUUGGAGCAUUCUUCGGGACUCAAAAAGGUGAUGAGCACAUUCCCUUGGAUUUCUUACCUGAGGGUUUCAUGGAGAGGACUAGAGGGAUGGGGAUAGUGACCCAGUCUUGGGCGCCACAGACAGCCAUACUUGGCCAUCCUUCCAUUGGGUGCUUCGUCACGCAUUGCGGGUGGAACUCAGUGCUGGAGAGUGUAAUGAACGGCGUUCCUAUGGUUGCUUGGCCACUUUACGCUGAGCAAAACAUGAAUGCUGCGAUGAUGGAGGUCCAGGUUGGUGUGGCCGUCCGGGCAAAGGUCGGAGCUGAUCGAUUUAUAAGGAAGGAGGAAGUUGCGAAUGGGAUUCGGCGUGCGAUGGUAGGGGAGGAAGCUGAAAGAUUGAGGAAGCGAUCAAGUGAGCUUAGAGGCCAAUCAGCGCAUGCUUUGAGCAAGGAUGGUUGUUCUACUCGUGUUCUGGCACAAAUUGCAAAUACAUGGAAAUGCGCUAGUAGGAAAUGA
Molecule: messenger RNA, 1458 nt
Organism: Miscanthus lutarioriparius
Lineage: Eukaryota; Viridiplantae; Streptophyta; Magnoliopsida; Poales; Poaceae
Source: the annotation of a GenBank genome assembly